UGGGUUUUGUAAGCAAACACCGAGGAAAUUCACGCAUUGUAUCCUCGAUCAUCCAUGAUUGGGCUCGACACCAGACUCACAAAGCCCCAUACAAAGUGCAGGAGCGCGUGUAGGAUUCAUUUGCAGUUUUGCCGAAGUGAGCAGAAGCACGAGUCAUGGCUACGGAUCUGUUGCAGACCUACUACGAGUGGGCCAAUGCCACCGAGAUCAAAGUGCUCGACUGGGUGGACCCCGACGGGGGUUGGAAGGUCCACCCUAUGGCCGACUACCCACUAGCCGACUUCGCCAGCGUCCUUGCCAUUUGCGUUGGCUACAUCCUCUUUGUCGUGUUCGGAUCGGCUCUCAUGAAACUAGGCAUCCCCGCGAUCAAAACUAGCCCGAUCCAGUUCAUCUACAACCCCAUUCAGGUCAUCGCGUGCUCCUACAUGUUCAUGGAGACGGCCAUUCAGGCCUACCGCAACGGGUACUCUCCAGCCCCAUGCAACGCCUUUAAAGCCGACGACCCGGUCAUGGGCAACGUGCUCUACUUCUUCUACUUGUCCAAGAUGCUCGAUCUGUGUGAUACUGUUUUUAUCGUUGUGGGCAAGAAAUGGCGUCAACUGUCGUUCCUGCACGUGUAUCACCACCUCUCGGUGCUGAUCAUUUACUACAUCGUCUUCCGCGUGGCGCAGGACGGUGAUUCGUACGCGUCGGUUGUGCUCAACGGAUUCGUACACACCAUCAUGUACACGUACUACUUCGUGAGCGCGCACACCCGCGAUAUCUGGUGGAAGCGCUACUUGACGCUGAUCCAGCUCAUCCAGUUCGUGACCAUGAAUGUGCAGGGUUACUUCAUGUACUCUCGCCGCUGCCCAGGUAUGCCCCCGAUGAUCCCGCUCAUCUAUUUGGUGUACGUUCAGUCGCUGUUCUGGCUGUUCGUCAACUUUUACGUGCGCUCGUACGUCCUUGCGCCGAAGAAGGUUUCCACUGCUAAGAAGAGCCUGUAAGAUGGUCCGAGAGGAAGCGCAAACCGUUAGACCUCUAUGGUCUGUAUGAUCGCCUCCAGAAUACAAUGAAGACGUUAACUUGAUCAAUCCGGACAACCUACUAGUGCAAAAAUUGUAUCUGAUGCCUUAGAAAUCGUAUCUCUUUAGUAUGCACCUAACGAGCGUUAAAUGCCGGCUAAUACAGAGCGCUACAUUUAGGUGCGUCUUUGCAACCUCGCUGA
Molecule: messenger RNA, 1207 nt
Organism: Phytophthora nicotianae INRA-310
Lineage: Eukaryota; Oomycota; Peronosporomycetes; Peronosporales; Peronosporaceae
Exons: 3
Coding region: 156-986 (276 amino acids)
Biological process (GO): fatty acid elongation, monounsaturated fatty acid; fatty acid elongation, saturated fatty acid; sphingolipid biosynthetic process
Cellular component (GO): endoplasmic reticulum membrane
Molecular function (GO): fatty acid elongase activity
Source: RefSeq, a predicted model, not a curated record